GUUCUUAUUAUACGCUCCAAGUGUAUGAAAUUAACAGAUUAGGAGAAAUGAAAUAUGUGUUUACUGUUUUCAUGCACCAACGAGGUAGAAUAGGCUUGUUUGAUUCUCAUGAAACAUUCAAAAUCUAAGUUAGCAGCAGUUCUGAUCUCCACAGCUAAUAAAGCCAACUUUUUUGUAGUUGGUCGAAUUAUUUAUUGCAUCUGUCAGAUGUCUUUCAGAAAAUACGUAAAAAAAAAGAACACGAAAAAUCUAAAAGGAGAUGUCAACAAAUUCGGAUCUGGUAAAAACAAUCAUAAUUUAUUUUUGGAAAAUCCCACCAAAGAUUUUCUGUUUUAUUAACUUCUACAACCAAGGGAAGGUACAAGGCGGUUUUAUAACGGAAAACAGCCUUCUCACAUCGUGUCCUGAGGUUGUCUUUGUCGUUCUUGCUUCAUCAUAAAAACAAUUUUCCUUCUUAAAAUCAUCUAAUAACGAAACCCAAUCUACCAAAAUCUGCAGAACUAAAUAAACGAGAGGAUUAAUAACCUGUUUCAAGUAUUGAAGGUUCUUGUCUUACUUUAUGCUUUUCUUGUAAAACCCAUCAGCAGCAAGCGAGAUAUACCCCAAGGAUAGUUACGCAAUGGAACAAUGGAAGUUUAUAGGAAUAAACUAGUGAUCCUCUGACCUCUGGAAAACUACAAAACAAAGAAUUAGCUUAGGUUUUAAACUUUGUAGAAAUGAGUUGUUUCUUGGGGUCAACCACGAACAGCAAAAGUAGGGAGAAUGAAGGCUCAUCCAUGGUUGCUGGUUAUGAACAACAGAACCCUCAGUGGAAUGAUAGGGGACAAAUAACUUCAUGGGAAUCAGUGGCAAUUAGCAAAGAAUCACCAAUCAAUAUUGAGGCAAAGAGUUACACAUUCCGUGAAUUAGCGGCUGCUACAAAUAGUUUCAAGCAAGAGUUCUUAAUUGGAGAAGGAGGGUUCGGGAGAGUUUACAAAGGGAAGCUGGAGAAAACAGGACAGGUGGUGGCUGUGAAGCAACUUGAUCGAAAUAGAUUACAAGGGAACAGAGAGUUUCUGCUAGAGAUCUCUGCGUUAAGUACUCUUAAUCAUCCCAAUCUUGUUGAUCUUAUUGGAUAUUGCGUUGAUGGAGACCAAAGACUUCUUGUUUAUGAGUUUAUGCCUCUUGGUUCCCUUGAAGAUCAUCUUCUCGUUAAACCAGAUGCUGCACCGGGACAACAACCAUUGGAUUGGAACACUCGGAUAAGGAUAGUCUUAGGAGCUGCAAAAGGGCUUGAGUAUCUCCACGAAAAGGCAAACCCUCCGGUGAUAUAUCGAGAUUUUAAAUCGUCGAAUGUACUGCUCAACAGAGAUUUCGAAGUAAAACUAUCAGAUUUUGGUUUGGCAAAACUUGGUUCGGUUGGUGACACACAAAAUGCAUCGUCCCGAGUUACGGGAACCUACGGUUAUUGUGCUCCUGAGUAUCAGAAAACCGGUCACCUUACGGUUAAAUCUGAUGUGUAUAGUUUUGGAGUCGUGUUGUUGGAACUCAUAACCGGUAAACGUGUUAUUGACACAACGAGACCGAGUUAUGAGCAAAACCUUAUCACUUGGGCACAACCGAUUUUCAGAAAACCAAAUAGAUUCCCGGAGCUAGCUGAUCCACUCCUUCGAGGCGAGUUCCCGGAAAAAAGUCUAAACCAAGCUAUAGCAGUAGCGGCAAUGUGUCUGCAUGAAGAACCAAUAGUUCGACCAUUAAUCAGCGAUGUCGUUACCGCCUUAAGUUUUAUGAGUACAGAAACCGAUUCAUCAUCUGGUUUCACGGGUAGCGUCCUAAAAUUUCAACCUUCGUCUGGUAAAAUUCAAACAGUGGAGGACCUGCUUCAAUAUUAGUCACCUCCAAGACAAAGAGAUGUGAACUUGCUACUAUAAAGACUUUUACAAAACGUUUCGAAACUUAUUUAUUUUCUUUCUUUUCAUUUAUUUAUUUAUUUAUAUAAAUAAUACUGUAUAGUUAAAUAUUCACGCCAUGUUUUUUUUU
Molecule: messenger RNA, 2019 nt
Organism: Brassica napus (rape)
Lineage: Eukaryota; Viridiplantae; Streptophyta; Magnoliopsida; Brassicales; Brassicaceae
Product: probable serine/threonine-protein kinase PBL24
Exons: 5
Coding region: 717-1871 (384 amino acids)
Biological process (GO): protein phosphorylation
Molecular function (GO): ATP binding; protein kinase activity
Source: RefSeq, a predicted model, not a curated record